Molecule: messenger RNA, 707 nt
Organism: Musa acuminata AAA Group (dessert banana)
Lineage: Eukaryota; Viridiplantae; Streptophyta; Magnoliopsida; Zingiberales; Musaceae
Product: E3 ubiquitin-protein ligase RING1-like
Exons: 2
Coding region: 46-564 (172 amino acids)
Biological process (GO): protein ubiquitination
Cellular component (GO): cytoplasm
Molecular function (GO): ubiquitin protein ligase activity
Source: RefSeq, a predicted model, not a curated record
AAGAUAAGUACGACCCAGGAACGGAGAGACUUGGGCGGUCCAACGAUGUUGCCUGGGGUGGAGUUGGCACGGAAGCGAAGAAUCCACCACCGCCACGAGGUGGGGACACCGCCGAACCUGCCGUCGUCCGCGCGCCUUCUGUUUUCCGACCGUCUGCCUGCUGCGGCCAUGGACGAGCCGACCCUCGCCGCCCGCCUCCGUCUGGAGGAGAAGCUUCGGGGCCUUAUGGGCUCCCGACGGCCGUCUCCCUCCUCCUCUCCGCCAUCCAUCAGGUCAAAUAUAGAAGAGAUCUCGACGCUUCCCGCGGCGGCUGGCAAUAUCACAACGAGGGUAAUCGCUACUGAACUCCCUAAGCGACGGAGUAACAGUGUUGCGCUUCAGAGGACGGGCUCCAGGGCCGAUCUGUGCGCGGUGUGCCUCGACGAGGUCCAGGCGAAGCAGAGGGUCACACGGCUUCCUUGCUCCCACAAGUACCACACCGAAUGCGUGCUGCCAUGGCUGGCUGCUCAUUCGCACUGCCCAUGUUGUAGAAGCCAAGUUCCUUCGUCGGAUCAGAUCUCAUAGUACUCACAUGUUUAGGGUUGUGCUGACGAGGGUAGAUUGGAGGGAGGGUUGAUGGUGUGAAGCAGGGUGGAGGUCUGCAACACGAACCUGUUCUUUGAUUGUUUCAUAUGAAGUAAUCCCAUCCUCUUUUAAGUAGUGCUCAA